Messenger RNA from Mycena citricolor, 229 nucleotides. NCBI's taxonomy places the organism in Eukaryota, Fungi, Basidiomycota, Agaricomycetes, Agaricales, Mycenaceae. The record is from the annotation of a GenBank genome assembly.
GUGACUGUUCGAUUCGUGCAACAAACGGUCUCGGUCCUUCUCCAGACGUUCGUCCUUCCAGGGAUCAGUCUCAAAACCUUCGGUGCAAAGAAGGGCGCGUGGGCUGUCGUCACCGGCGCUUCGGAUGGUAUCGGGAAGGAGUUCGCUACCCAGCUAGCAGGCCAGGGAUUCAACGUGCUUCUUGUGGCGCGGAAUGCCGCUGUGUUGAAUACCGUCGCUGAGGAAAUUA